GUCCUCGACUCCAUCCUCCUACCCCGAUCCCGUCGCCGAGCCCGCGCCGCCGCCGCAACUCGCCGGGCCGCCGCGGCUCGCCAUCCAGCGACCCCCCGCCGCCGACGCAGCUUGCCAACCCGCUGAGUAGACGAACCCGCGGCCCCCGCUGCGCGGCUGCGCCGCCGACCGCCGCCAUGGAGAAGCCCCCCGCCGCCAAGGACAAGAAGGAGCGCAGGCCUCUCGGCGCUAAUGCGGGUGAAGUUGAAGAAGACGGUGGGGAAGAAGGCGCCGGCAGUGGGGCCGAAGAAGGCGACGGCAAGGUUCGCUCGAGGGCGAACCCAGCGAUUGUCCUCGCCGACGAGCAGCCACAGCAACGCAGGGGUCCUGCUCCUCCUCGCUCGGUCGGCAUCCGGCUCAAGGACCGGCGGUGCUGAUGCUUCAACGACGGCUAUGGAACAAGAGGCACAUGAGGAUAGUAUUGAGCAAGAGGGCAAGGAAGAGAACAACUAUGAGCCGUGGGAAGAGGAUAUGCCAAUGGAUGAAGAAUACUCUGAUGAUAUCAUGUCUGAGGGUGAUCCAUUUGGUCUUUUCCGGCACUGAUGAAGUAGAACAUAUUGUAUGGAUUGUGAGGUUUGUUGUUGCGAAGAGUGCGAGAGCUACCACAACCUUGGACAAGGAAGCUCCGACGAAGAGCAAGAGUACGUUCUGAUUCUUUAGGUUAUGGGCCUAUAUUCCAACACGCUCUCACCAUGAUGUUGAUGUAGCCCUUCUAUCUCCCGUUUUCCGCUAUUGAACAAUUGUUUUAUUUCCAGCUAAUCCAUGAGGUUAUCCGAAUUUGUAAGUACUUUUAAAUUUUGAAUGAUGCACUGUAAUAUUGAGAUCUUUGUUUUAUGA
This is a messenger RNA of Brachypodium distachyon (stiff brome), 876 nucleotides long. RefSeq lists its product as uncharacterized. The record is from RefSeq and is a predicted model, not a curated record. NCBI's taxonomy places the organism in Eukaryota, Viridiplantae, Streptophyta, Magnoliopsida, Poales, Poaceae. Bases 416 to 691 code for a protein of 91 amino acids. The transcript is spliced from 4 exons.